UUCUCAUCUACCUUCUCCCAUGCCUUCCCCUCAGCAUCCCACAGCCGCGAACACAGACGCGCCUUUCCUGCGCUUCCCUCCCUUCCCGUCCGCCCCGGAUGGCAAGACCAUCGUCCCCUUCAAGGACUUCAAGCCACUCGGCAUACGCCGUCGCACGGGCGAGGAUGUCAAUGACGACACCGUCGAGCGCGAUGGCCUCGGUGUCCCCACCGUCGCGCUGACCGUCAAGCACUCCACAGAUGGCCUGUCGAAGCAACCUCUACCCAAGAACGCCUCUGACCCCACUCAGCCCCCCAAACGCAAGACCUGGUGGGAACAGUGGGAAGAGCUGGAGGACACCAGGCGUCAUUACUACAAUCCGAACGCUACUCGCGUCGAUCGCCUCUAUGAUGCCGCCAACGAUUUCAGGAAUGGCCGUGAGUGGCCACACGCCGCCAGUGGCUUGGCAAACUUGUGGGAUCAGUUCCGUCUCUAUAUCGGUUUACUCCACCAAGCCGUUAAAACCCGCAAGAAGCGGGGGGACGCAGAUGAGGGCGACGAUGAUGAUGAUGACGAGGACGAGGAUCGAAAGGCUGCCAAGGGUACCCCCAUCACCGUCACCCAGGCGCCACCGCCUCCCGAGCGCGACGAAGGCCCUCCGCGAAAGCGCAAACGUCUCUAUCGCGCGAUCGGGAGCGCGUACGACGAGCUUGAUGCGGAUGAUAAUCUAUCAUUCGAAGAGAAACUCGCCAACAGCCUAGACGAAAAGGACCGCAAGAUGGAACGCUUCCUCAACAACCCUGAACAAAGCAUGAAAGUCUUUUUCUCGUCCUUUUUCCGUCAGCGGGGUCUCAUCUGGUCUGAGCCGCGCUGCACUGCAUUCCCUCAUCUCGUGCACUUUUUUAUUCGCUUCUUGAUUCGAUGCCGUGUGUUUCCCGAACCCGAGUACAUGGAGGCCCUCAAGGCUGCCCUCGCCGUCGUGGGGCGCGCGCGCAGCGAGCUCCCUGCGACGUUCGUGAUCACGCGCAUACUUUACGACGACAGCUUCAACAACGCGCUCGAGAAGCUCUGGGCGCCGCCACCCACGCCCUGGAUGUUUGGCGACUGGACCCCAAACGUCGAGCUUCCAGAGGACCUCCCGCCUGAAUUCCGCGAAGCGACUAUCAUCGACACAUCGACCCUUCCGCCACCCCCGGCCGACGAUGAAGACGGCGCAAGUGGAUGGGGCGACAGCGCUCAAGGGCAGUGGGGUCCUCCCAAGGAUGCUACCACCACCUGGACUGAGCCUGAACCCACGACCGAUUGGACGGGCAUGGAUGGCGUCUUGCCGCCUGUUCACGAAGGAGUAUUUGCGCAUCUCGGGCCGAGCGCUUUGCCGCUCACGCAUACGCCGGGCGUCGUCGAGCACUCGACGCGCCGCAUUGUAUCGAUCCACAAGCCUGGGUCCGUGCGGUCGUCGGGCCCACCUACAUCGGCGGCAGCGGCGGUGGAGGAAGAGUUAGGACGACGUUACGGGCGCGUGGUGCUCGCCCCGUGGCCGGGGUGGGACAAGACGACGUUUCCCGACAUCGAGAAACCCGUGAUCAUGCCCGAGAGUCACGGCCGGGUCAUCGACGAGGCAGGCGACGUGUCGGUUUGGGGCGAAGAGGACGAGGGGGUGAGCAAUUGGGACAAGAGGCGGCCGCAUGACCCGUUCAAGGAUAACAUCACGCUGCUGGUGGAGCCACAUCGCUUGGAGCCGCUCAUCCUGCACAUGGGCAUCGGCGCGAAAUGGGUUGAGCUCGCGCGGAUCGAAGAACACGAGGAGCCUGCGCCUGCGCCUGUGCCGGAGGCUGAAGAAGACACGAAAAAGAAGGGGAAGAAUAAGAACAAGGCCCACAGACCGAGAUACUGGUUCAUGAAAGAUUUCGUUCUGAUGGUGACCUCGUUCCACACUGACAAGAUAGAAGAUUGA
Messenger RNA from Heterobasidion irregulare TC 32-1, 1933 nucleotides. RefSeq lists its product as uncharacterized. NCBI's taxonomy places the organism in Eukaryota, Fungi, Basidiomycota, Agaricomycetes, Russulales, Bondarzewiaceae. Bases 20 to 1933 code for a protein of 637 amino acids. The transcript is spliced from 4 exons. The record is from RefSeq and is a predicted model, not a curated record.